Molecule: messenger RNA, 2735 nt
Organism: Aphidius gifuensis
Lineage: Eukaryota; Metazoa; Arthropoda; Insecta; Hymenoptera; Braconidae
Product: zinc finger protein ZXDC-like
Exons: 3
Coding region: 481-2655 (724 amino acids)
Biological process (GO): regulation of transcription by RNA polymerase II
Cellular component (GO): nucleus
Molecular function (GO): transcription coregulator activity
Source: RefSeq, a predicted model, not a curated record
AAUUGCAAAAAUAUAACCUGACUUGUUAGCAAAUAAAUAUUGAUAAAUAUUUACAAUAAUAAUCUGCAAAUUGUAUCAAUAAUAUUUAAAAUUAUAAAUGUGUAUAUUUGGAUAAAAUUAUAAUUGAAAUUGUAUUGAUUUAACAACACAGUCAAAUAUUAAUGUGUGUGUGAUUUAAUAUUUUAUUUUUUAUUAUCAACAACAACAACAACAACAACAAUAACGCAUGUACAAUUUAAAUUUCAAUUGUUUUUAAUUUUAUCAUAUAUUCAGUGAAUAAUCAACUAUUAUUUGCAUAAUUUUAUGUCAAAAUAAUAUAAAAAAUAUAAACAACUACCUACAUUGAUUAUAAUUAUAUAAUACUUGUUGUUAUGAAUAAAAAUAAAUAACAAACAAUGCCAGGUAAAAAAAAUAAUUGAAAAAAAAAAAAAUACAUUUAGCAUUAAUUGAUAAAUAAUAUAGAAUUAAAUAAAAAACAAUAUGAAUUCAAUAAAUACUAGUGAUAUAAAUUAUCAUCAUUUAUCCAAUGAUAAUUGUGAUGAUGAUGAUGGUGAUGGUGGUGAUGAUGACGAAGAUGAGGAUGAUGAUGGAUAUUUGGAUAAACAAAAUAAUAAUUUGUCAAUUAUUAAUAAAAAAUUACAUUUAAAUUAUGAUGAUUCAAUUCUUGAUGAUUUGGAUAAUGAAAAAUUGCUCAAUACUUGCAAUGAAAAAGAUGAAUAUUUAUUGUCGGAAUUUCAAUUGGAUCAAUUGGAUCAAUUGGAUGAUUCUGAUAUGGAAUUAUCUGCAGCUGUUAAUGAUAUGGUUGUUGCCGGUGAAUUAUUACCAUCAACAACUUGUCAACCAAUACAUGAUGAUGAUGAUGUAUUGUCAAAUAUACAAAUACAUAAUAAUAAUAAUAAUAGUAUAUUUAAUAAUUUUACUGAUGAUUCAUUAAAUCAUUAUGAUGAAUUUGAUGUUAAUAAUAAACAACAACAACAACAACUAUUAUCAUCAUUAUCAAUAAUUCAAGAUAGAAAUGAUGAUGAUGAUGAUGAUUAUAAUAAAACUAAAAAUAAACAAUCAAAAAUUUUAAUAAAUAAUAAUAAUAAUAAUAAAGAAUUAAAUGAUGAUAUAAUGGCAGUUGUUGCAAUAUCAACUGAUAAAAUAUCAAAUAUGACACAAAUUGUUAUAAAUACUGGAAAAGAAGAACAAAUAUAUCAAGGUAAAACAUCUGAAUUAAUGGAAGCAACUGGUUAUUAUAAAAAAACAUCAUCAUCAUCAUCAUCAUCAUCAUCAACAACAUCAACAUCAUCAGGAUCAAGCUGUUUAUCACAAUCGAAAAAAAAAAAAAUUGAUUAUCGAAAUGAAAAUAAUGAUAAUAAUAAUAUUAAUAUUAAUAAUCAAGAAAUAAAAAUAAAUAAAGCACUUGAAGAACUAGGAUAUACUGAAGAUAAUUUACAACAACAAUUUAAUAAAAAUAAUAUUUUUGGAUCAAAUAAAAAUACAAACACAUGGAUGUGUCCAAGAAUUGAUUGUAAUCGUGAAUUUAAUCGUAUAUGGACAUUAAAAAGUCAUUUACUUGCUCAUCAUGGAAUACGUCCAUUCAAGUGUGAUUAUGAUGGUUGCAGUUGGGCAUUUUAUUCUGAUUUUAAAUUAAAACGUCACAAAGAAACUCAUUUAAAAAAAAAAGAUUUUGCAUGUAAAGCUGAUGGUUGUAAUAGACGUUUUACAACAAUAUAUAAUUUAUAUACACAUGAAAAACUUCAUGAAAGACCAAAUCAUAUAUCAUGCAAUGUAUCAACUUGCAAUGAAAUGUUUCAAACAAAACGUGCACUUGAAUUACAUAUGAAAACACAUGAUGGUAUAUAUGCACCAUUUAUUUGUACAUAUAAUAAUUGUAAUAAACGUUAUUACACAAGUAAUGCAUUAACAUCACAUCAAAGAUGUCAUAAUUAUAAAGAAUCAGAUGUUAAAUGUAAUUGGCCUGGUUGUAAUAAAGUAUUUGAUAUACCAUGUAGAUUAAAAGCACAUUUACGUACACAUACUGGUACAAAACCAUACACGUGUAUUUAUCCUGGUUGUCAAUGGGCAUUUACAUCAUCAAGUAAACUCAAAAGACAUGAAAAAAAACAUACAAAUGAACGUAAAUUUAUAUGUGAUGUUGAUGGUUGUGCUAAAGCAUUUAUGAGAUCUGAACAUUUAAGAGAACACAAAUUAACACACAAAGAUGGAAGAUAUUUUCAAUGUACAAAUAAUUCUUGUGAUGCAACAUUUUCAGCUAAAAGUAGUCUAUAUGUACACAUGAAAAAACAUCACAACAACAACAACAACAACAACAAUUGUUAUUGUAAUAAUGAAAAAAAUAUACAAACAAAUGACAAUCAUUUGUGCAAUCAUCAUUUAAAUAAUAAUGCUAAUGUUGUGAAAAUAUCAUCAUCAUCAUCAUCAUUAAAUUCAUUUGACAAUGUUAGUAAUGUUGAUAAUGUUGGUAAUGUUGGUAAUGAUGAUGUUUGUCAUUCAUCAAUUAAACGUAAAUAUGAAGGCUGUGCAAGAACAAAUCUUACGUCUUUGGAUGUUUGGAAAUUGAAAAAAAAAAUAACAACAACUUUAAAUACAAUUGGUCCAUUGGAUGAUGUUGAUCUUGGAAGCAGUGCCAGUGAUGAUGGAGCUAAUUAAUGGUACUAAUGAAUCUCAAAUUUUGUAUCUUGAUUCAUCAUCAACAUCAGAGACAACAAUACUUGAUUAAAACAACAAGG